CCGUUGGUGCCGUAUCUCAUGCCUCUUGUAGCUGUUCCAGUUUAUUCAUGCCUUGUGACAAUCAUGCAGAAAACUCUUUUUCCAAGGCCAUCAUGUGAUAGAAGGUCUUAAAAGAAAUACACAGACCUUGGUAAAUAUAGGAAUAACAAAUCCUCAUUUUCAUAAAGUUGGAGGAGAUAAUUGGAUAUGGACCCGAAAAAAAUAAUCCGUGUUGGCUCCAGAAAAAGUCAGCUGGCUAUGAUACAAACUACCACCAUCAUAGAGGCCUUGACGUCAGCACACCCGGAUGUUUCAUUUGAAGUCGUUUCUAUGGAAACCAUUGGAGAUAAAGUCCAGGAUGUCGCUUUACCAAAGAUUGGAUUGUCAGGAGUAUUCACAAAGGAAUUGGAAACAGCCCUUUUCUUGAAUCACGUGGACAUUGUCGUCCAUUCCAUGAAGGAUUGUCCGGCACUGCUUCCCAACGGUCUAGUCAUCGGAACUGUAUUCAAACGAGACAGUCCUUAUGAUGUGGUGGUGAUGAACAUUCAAAACACUGGGAAAACCCUGUCGGAACUCCCUGCGGGCAGUGUUGUAGGUACGAGUUCUUUGCGUCGAAUUGCACAGGUAUCCAGGAUCCACCCCCAUCUCAAGUUCGAAAGCAUCAGAGGGAGUUUGAACUCCCGUCUGGAGAAGCUCGACGACUGCAAUAAGUAUGCUGCCCUGAUUUUGGCGGAGGCCGGACUAUCCAGAAUGGGGUGGGAGAACCGACUGUCUGAGAGACUUGAGGACAGUGGUUGUCUGUAUGCAGUUUGUCAAGGAGCCAUUGGUGUAGAAUGCCGAGAAGACGAUAAAGAAACGUUGUCUCUGUUAGACGCCAUCACAGAUCGGGAGACGAUGCUACAGUGUGUUACAGAGCGAUCUUUCAUAAAACAUCUGGGUGUAGGAUACAAAGCGCCUGUGUGUGUACACUGUGACAUCACAAAGGAUGAGAUCCGUCUAAGUGGAGCUGUGUACAGUCUGGAUGGUCAAGAAUCGCAGGUGCUGGACAAACGAGCUGACCUUCAUCCUGAUGGACAAAGAGGAAAAGGGGAUGUGAUACCUACCCAGAACGCUAACUAUAUGUCGGUAGCGGUGGGGAGCAAGGCCCCGAGGGAGGAGAUGGCAGUAGCGCAGCGUACUGGGGCCAAACUGGCGGAGGAAUUUCUCAACUCGGCCGCUAAGGACGUACUGAUGACAGCUAAAGUGUCUACGGAAAAUGCCAUUUUACUGGAGAGAACACGGCGGGCAAUCAAAGUCUGAGUGCUAAAAAGACGGGAGGGGGGUAUAUCUAUUUUCCAUUCAAAUGCUAAGGAUUGACAAUGUCUUAAGUUUUCGUAUGUGAGAGAUAUUGUCAUAUACAAAGUAUAUAUACAUGUACAUAUAUAUACACUGUAUGUACAUGUAUGCCUAUUUGAAAUGCACAAGCACUUUAUCUAUUAACUAUUACAAUAUGGUGGAAUUUUUCAUAUAUACAAUUUACUUUCAUUUCUGUCGGAAUAUAUUCCCAGCCGUUGAAACAGUCGCACUAUAUUUAACAAAAUUCAUACACCCAAUGUUCACAGUCCUGAGGAAAUGGCUAUCAUUUAUAUAAAGAUAUCGAAGGUAAAAUCAUUGGAAAUGUAAAUAUAUCGAAAACAAUAAUUAAUAAUUGUAACACUUGUGAUAUUUUGUCAGAUUUUUAGAAAUAUUCUAAUUUCUGUAUUUAAGGCUGAAUACUUACUGUAUUUCAUAGACGAAAUUGUCUAGAUUUUUAACUUGCUUACUUUAGACUAAAUUGGACAGUUGUAUUUUGGAGGUAUAAACUAAUGGCGUAAUAGUGGACAAUAAAAAAAACCUAGAUAUUAAUUCCUUUUAGCCAUGUAGAAUUAAAACAAAUUAAUUCAGAGCACAAGUAGGGGAGGGAGAAUUGAUUAAUUUCAUCCAAUGUAUCACAUUAGACACAAAAUUAAUAAAAAUCCUAAAUGCACAAUGCUUCAUCGCUGAUUCGCAUAGUUUUAUAAUCAGACAAAUUUAUCUAUAGGCCUAUAUGUUAUACAUUUUUUUUUUAAACCUUUGAGGAGAAGGAAGGCAAUAUGGUGUUUUCUGUCUUAUGAAUGUAGAUCUGUGCAGGUUUUUUUUUCUCUCUCUGAGUGAUAGAUGAAUAAUUAUACAAAAAUAAAGAUUAUCUGUUUAUUUACUCAAGUUUCUUCAAUGUUAUUAUUGUGAAUCCUGGUGCAAUAGAUCUACAUGAAAUUUGUAACAACGUUGUAAAUUGCAGUGUGCAAUCUUGUAAUCAACAUUCCAAUAAAGUUGUGCAGUGUU
Molecule: messenger RNA, 2319 nt
Organism: Ostrea edulis (European flat oyster)
Lineage: Eukaryota; Metazoa; Mollusca; Bivalvia; Ostreida; Ostreidae
Product: porphobilinogen deaminase-like
Exons: 11
Coding region: 187-1278 (363 amino acids)
Biological process (GO): heme biosynthetic process
Cellular component (GO): cytoplasm
Molecular function (GO): hydroxymethylbilane synthase activity
Source: RefSeq, a predicted model, not a curated record